AUGGCGGCCUCGCCCGCGCCGCUCUCGCGAGAUCCGCAUCCACGGGCUACGGCCCGGCCGGCCGCUGGCGCGCGGCUGCUGCGUGUGAGUGAGCGAGGGGCCGUGGGAGUUCCGCCGUUCCCUGCCGCAGCUCGCGCCGUUUGUGCUCGCAGGGCCGCCGCCUUCAAGAGUCACGGCUACCACCUCGCGCAAACCAUGCGCUUCGCCGUGGAGGAGAUCAACAACUCCAGCGCGCUGCUCCCCAACGUCACGCUGCGCUGUGAGAUCCACGACACCUGCACGGAGGCCGCCAACCUGCACGCCACGCUGCGCGCCCUCGGCCGGGAGGGGCGGCACCGCAUCGAGCUGCCGAGCGCCCUGCAGCGCUACGAGCCGCGGGCCGUGGCCGUCAUCGGGCCCGACAGCACCCAGCUGGCGCUCACCGCGGCCGCUAUCCUGGGCGUCUUCCUCGUGCCGGAGAUCAGCUACGAAGCCUCUCUGGAGACGCUGAGCCUGAAGCGUUUCUACCCGUCCUUCCUGCGCACCAUCCCCAGCGAUGGGCAGCAAGUGAAGGCCAUUGCACUGCUGCUGCAGCACUUCGGCUGGACUUGGGUUGCUCUGGUGGGCAGCGACAACAGCUAUGGUAGGGAUGGGCUAAAUGCCCUCUACGAGCUGCUGGCCGCAAGUGAUGUGUGCAUUGCCUACCGAGGUAUCAUCCCCGCGACCAAGGAUGCCAGCAGCCCAGAGUUCCACAAGCUGAUCCAAAUCCUUGUGGACAUCAGGGUCAAUGUCACUGUUGUCUUCUCCAACAGGAGGAAUGCCCAGCCCUUCUUUGAGGCGGUGGUGCUGAAGAACAUCACGGGAAUGGUGUGGGUGGGCUCUGAAGACUGGUCUUUAGCCCAAACCAUCUGGCAGGUGCCCAGCAUCCGAAAUAUCGGCUCUGUGAUUGGCAUUUCAGUUGAGCAGGCAGAGCCCACAAUGCUGAAACGCCUUCAAUCUUGGGAAAAUGCAAAGGAACGUGGGGUGUCUGGAAGUGCUGGCAGCACAGGGCUGGUGGGGGAAAAUGGACUGAGCAGCAGUGAAGGAGUCCACCUGAACUGCACCCAGCACUGCCCAGGAGGCCACUUGCUUGCUGAUACCCCAGAUGUAUACGACAUUCAGGCCUCUUACAACGUGUACUCUGCUGUGUAUGCGGUGGCCCACGGCCUCCAUGACCUGCUGGGUUGUACCUCAGGGGUGUGCAGCAAAGGCAGAGUCUAUCCCUGGCAGCUCCUACAAAAGAUCAAGCAAGUGAACUUCAGCCUGCACAAGAGCCAGAUCUCAUUUGAUGCCAACGGGAACAUUCGUAAAGGUUAUAACAUCAUUGCCUGGAAUUGGAGAGGCCAGAGUUGGGCUUUUGAUGUGGUUGGAGCUUUCACUGUGAACCCUGACCAGCUGCACAUUGACCAGAGCAAAAUCUUGUGGCACACAAAAGAUCACCAGCAGGCUCCUGUCUCACUCUGCUCCUGGCCCUGUGCAGCUGGGGAGAUGAGGCUGCAGCAGAAUCGCCACAGGUGCUGCUUCAGCUGUGUGGCCUGUCCAGCAGGGACCUUCCUGAACAGAACAGCGGGGCUGGCUGCCCUCUUUGCCCGGAAUGUCUCCACACCAGUGGUCAGGUCAGCGGGCGGCAAGAUGUGCUUCCUCAUGCUGGGUGCUCUGGCCUGCGCCUGCAGCAGCAUCUUCUUCAACUUCGGGGAGCCCACCCGGCUCUCGUGCCUGGUGCACUUCCCGCUCUUCACCAUCAGCUUCACCGUGUUCCUCUCGUGUGUGGCAACGCGCUGCUUCCAGAUCGUUUGCAUCUUCAAACUGAGCGCGCGGUGGCGGGCACUGCACGAGGCCUGGCAGCGGCGCGGCGGCCCGGCGCUGUUCAUCGCGGCCAGCACAACGGCGCAGGCGGCACUGUGCGCGGCGGCGGCGGCGGCUUCGGGCCCCGCGGUGCCGCGGAGGCGUUACAGCGUGGCGGCCGAGCGCGUGGUGCUGGAGUGCGGCGCGGGCAGCGCGCCCGGAGAGACGGCCGCCAUGCUGUACAACGUGCUGCUCAGCCUGGGCUGCUUCGCGCUCAGCUACGCGGGGAAGGACCUCCCCGCGGACUACAACGAGGCCAAGUGCCUGACCUGCAGCCUGCUGCUGCACCUCGUCUGCUCCGCCGCCGUCCUUUGCACGCGGAGCGCCUUCCGCGGGCGGAGCGCGGCGGUGACGGCGGCGCUGGGCGCGCUGGGCACGCUGGCAGCGCUGCUGGGCGGUUACUUCCUGCCGAAGGGCUUCGUGGUGCUGCUGCGGCCGCACCUCAAUACGGCCGAGCACUUCCAGCGGGCGAUCCGCAGCUACACGCGGCGCCGCGACGACUGA
Messenger RNA from Lagopus leucura (white-tailed ptarmigan), 2367 nucleotides. It is a transcript of the gene TAS1R1, whose product is annotated as taste 1 receptor member 1. Gene Ontology annotation, molecular function: G protein-coupled receptor activity. NCBI's taxonomy places the organism in Eukaryota, Metazoa, Chordata, Aves, Galliformes, Phasianidae. The record is from RefSeq and is a predicted model, not a curated record. The transcript is spliced from 6 exons. Gene Ontology annotation, biological process: sensory perception of umami taste; G protein-coupled receptor signaling pathway. Bases 1 to 2367 code for a protein of 788 amino acids. Gene Ontology annotation, cellular component: membrane.